AUGAGAUAUUCAACAAACGACUCACCGUUUAUGUCGCAGGUCCUUCUGUUCCCCGAAGAAGGCUGGGCGAGAAGCGCGAGUAGUUCCUACUGGACCCUAACGCCGUUCUGGUGGAGUCGCAGUCGGUGCAAAGUCGUCGAAGUCGCUGGUACAAGAAGGUACAGUACUCAGGCAAAGAUGGUUGACACGGGAACAGGCACGCUUUAUAUCAUCGGCUCGUUUAAGAGGAUGACGACCGAUCCUGACUUCAAGCUGUACCUGACGUCGAACGUCUCGUCGAGCGACUUCAACAUGGGCUACAGUAUGACGGGCACGCUGGAGCGCGGCUGCAAGAAGACCAACUCCUUCCAGAUGACCCACUUCGCGGUGAUACGGCGACGGGACUACGAGAAGGCGUACGAGGACCCGAAUCCCACCUAGUGUCCGUCCACACCCACGCUCUCCGAGUGUGGGGACUGCGAGCAUUACACGUAGUUGGGGGCAAAGGGCCGCCGGGAGAAGGGAGAUGCACUUCCGCGUGCGUUCACAUGUGCAUGUGCCGCGCGGGGGAGUGCAUUCGCCGAUGGAUGCUGGGAAGGAGUCGCUCUUCAGCACAGCAAGGUCGGUCGCGAAUUCCCGGAAAUCCCGAAGCUCCUGGCAAAUUAGCUUGACGAGAACGCCUCGAUGCGAUAAAUUGCAAAAUGUUCCAUCGCCAAUUCUUCAUGGCCGAGAACUAUCUAGAAACAUCCGUGUAUAACAUUAGACCGCUGAGAGACGCCCGUUAAAUUCCUUAUUUAUUUCUAAAAGCAGCAAUCAUUUUAUAAAAGUAGAAAAAAAAUAUAACGCACGCAUGGAACAAGUUGCGUAACAGCAAUGUUGUAAAGAAUAAAAAUGAGUAUGCAAAGAUGAAGGGUACAAGUGUGCAAAGGAAUACGAGAAGGAAUAAGAUGUAAAAAGGAAGGCAAAAGGCAGCCAUCGGAACGUUAUCUACAUUUCUCUUGUAAAAGAUGAUCAUAAAGAUGAGAGAUAAUCAAGAUGGAGUACGAAGGCAAGGGCUGUAAUUUUCGCGCAGAAUCAACAUUAGUUCGCGGUAAUAAAAGAUCACAGAGAUGGUAGGUGGAAGUAGAAAUCAAGAUAGAGUAUAUUAUGAGAAAAAGAGAAUGUGGAAAAACUUUAAUUCUCGCUGGAUAAAUAUUCUUUUUACUAGAUUUUCUACAAAAUAAAUUUUUAAUGAAUAUCGCGGAAAGAGAAAGAGCAAUUAAAUCUUCGAAGAUCGUAACAUAAGAUAUUAACUUGUGUAAUUUUUUUCUUCCACAUUGCUGCUUGCGUUGAAGCUUAAUUAGCGGUCUAAUAGAUUGCACGAUAUCUCUGUUACCUCGAGUUCUCUCUCAAGAUACGCCGAGUCCGCGCGUAAUCGAGUUCGAGAUCGAACGAGACCUGACGGCGACCUGGAAACGAUAGAAACGGACUUCGAGAAGGUAAGAAGGAAGGCCGAAAGAUCGUUAUUAUCGCGGAGAAACGAAAUACCAAAGCCGAGUGGCGGCCCUGAGUGCGACAGAGCCAAACGUCCAAAGAUAGUCCUUAAUUUAGAUUGAAUUAAUUAGCUCUUAAUGGAAGUCGGCGAGCGACGCUGUAAACGAAGAAACGUAUACAAAAGGUUGCGACGUUUGAUCGAGAGGAUGCGAAAACCUGUUUUACCAAAGUACUAGCACGUAAGUCACUCGCAACUUUCUGCCGGCGAUAAGCCAAGAUAUCGCAGCGCAAAUACACACACACAUACACACUUCUUCAACCCGCAAGGUACACUGCUUCUCAUCGAUCGACGCAUCGAUGGCCGCCGCCGCCUCGUCGAGAUUACAAUUAAAUAAGUGAUUAGCGACUAAGGCUUUUUCUCGAUCAAUUCACGGCAAAUCAACUGCCUAGGAUAGACAAUUUAUGUGCCAAUACAAAAAGCCAUCGUUGACGAGCACUGUACCUGACAAUUACUACGAGUCAGAGCGCGAGAACGCGCACGGUGGAAAGCCCGUACCGGGCGAAACGAUGUUUCCAACUCCAUUUCGCGGUUAGCCGAAAGAGCGUAAGGAUCGUUUAAAAGAAAUCUACAGUUUAUCGAGAGAAAGAGAGACUAAAACAUCUUUUAGUAUUUUGCAACGUUGCUAAAACUCGUAACUUUCUAAAACGGCAUUACCUGACAUUCUGCACCCUUCAGUUCAACUGCAAUGUGUUCAUACAGAUAUAAAGCUGCAGUAAAUUCUUAAAACAUUUUAUGAUGUAUCUUUGCGAGAUUUUUAUCAAAUUUUUUAUAAUCUCCGUUGAGAUGAAUUUCUCAACGGAAUCUAAUACCUUCUGCUUUUACUCAACGGCAUUACUUAAUGCUAACAUGAGUGGAACUUUUUUAUAAUGUCCAUUAGCUUUUUAUAAUCUCCACAAAUCUGCGUUACUGCCAUAAAUUUCUUUACAUCCAUUUUACAAUAUACAAAAAUUUCAAAUGCCUUUUAAUUCUCGAAUGUAGGUUAUUUCCACAAAAUGCGAUACAUAUAAAAAUUAAUAAAUGACUGAAAAAUUAAUAAUUCAAAGGUAUAAAUCUAUCUGUACGUAGAAAAGGCUGAUUGAUUCUGUCGAUGAACGUCUAUUGCAUUUCAAGUUUAACAGUUCGCUAUGGAGGAAAAUUUCAUAUGGGGCCCGUGUCAGAACGCCAGUUAUAAAUAUCGUUUCGCCGCUGGUUCAGGCUUUAUAGGCAGUAUAUAGCUGUAGCGUGUAGCCGGCUUACAAGGUAUUUCAAAGCUUGUUACGCGCCCCUUUCUUUGAGCCAGCGCCGACGGACGUCGCUCAAGGAAGGAAGAAAAACCCGCGAGAGGAAGAGGGAGCUUCGCUGCACUGACGCCGGACAUACACGACACAAAGCGCGAGAGACCUCUCUUAUCGUACAUUACCUUACCACGGAAUCAUCGUGAACCGGUAUGUUGUAAUGUGUAACACGAUACUUAUUUUUGCUAAAGAGUAGAAAGUCGCUCGAACCAGUCACGAUGAAUUCCGAUGAGACCUAAGUCAGUGAUCGCCGAUCGUUCGUUCGGGCACGGGAAAUAGCUCCGGCGAGUUAAAAAAAAA
Messenger RNA from Linepithema humile (Argentine ant), 3087 nucleotides. Lineage: Eukaryota; Metazoa; Arthropoda; Insecta; Hymenoptera; Formicidae. The record is from RefSeq and is a predicted model, not a curated record.